GUACAUAAAAAGGCACACCGCUAGCCUUAAAUCGAAGUAGUCUCACGACCCUUAGCCACAUGAGCAAAAUGUUGAAAAAGGAUUUCAAGAAACAGCGCCCUCCUGGUGACAACUUGUCGAACACCGUAAUCUCAGCAGCUAUGCCUCGGAGUGGUUCUACUUUGUGUCCCAUUGCGCUGCAGGGAUCUCAAUUCCGGGUAUAUAGCGCAAGUCGUGAAGAGUUGGUCCGCAUUUCAAGGUAUUGCCCAGGAAAACCAUACAUCGAGCUCCAAGUCCCUGGCGGGCUAGAGGAAAUUCACCGCAUCGAAUUCAUAACUAGAUCCCACGAUCAGGGCUUUUGUGGCGAGCCCGAGUUCGUGGGGACAUACGAAGGCUCAUAUACUUGGUUCGAGGCUAGUGUGUCGACACCUGCCGGACUUGAUCGUAUUCCCCGGAACUUGAUCCAGUGCAACGUAACUGCCAACUCUGAAUUCAAAACACAUACCAUCACCUGGGAUUUGUGCACCGCAGAUGAAUCUCAGCGGCAGUGGAUAGGACGGAUUCAAAGUGGGGACAUAAUCCGGAUCAUUCCGAGAGCUCAGUGGAAGUGUUGGGUCAACUAUGUUGAAUCCGCUCGAAUUGAUCUUCAUUGCAGGAUGAUUAAGGCCGCGAUCAGUUCCACCACCAUGCCUGCCAAAGACCUUACACAGACAGUCAGGGCAAUUCAAAAUGACUAUCAACACUACCAAAAAUUAGACAGAGACCGUCAAGAGCUGCGCCUUCUCGUUCUCCAGCCAGGUUUAUUGGAAGAUCCCAUCUGCUGUUACCUAAUCACAUCGUCGCUUACAAAAAGCCCUGCCCCAGUCUUCGAGGCUUUGUCCUACUGUUGGGGGAACAUGGCUGACACCAGAAAAAUCAAGCUCUCACAUACAAGUACUUUAGAAAGCUCCGCUCAACAUCAAGUCUUCGCAAUCACGAGUAGCCUUCAUGGUGCCUUGAGGCACCUGCGACACUCCGAUGGUCGAAGCAGAACUCUCUGGGUUGAUUCAGUUUGCAUCAACCAAAGUGACCUUCAAGAGCGAGGGGCACAAGUAGACAUGAUGGGGGAUAUUUAUUCACGUGCGGAUUUGGUAUGUGUAUGGUUGGGAGAAAGUGACGCAGCUUCCACCAGAGCAAUGGCGUUAAUUCGGGACGUAUCUGACCGAGACCUCCAUUGGGGUGCGCAAUAUGGUGAAGAUUCCAGAACUGCAUAUUACAAAAUACUAAAGGAUAUAUCACAAUUAUUCAACUACCCCUGGUUUGGUCGGGUUUGGGUACUGCAAGAAGUUUGGAAAGCAUGCAAGGCUAUUGCUUCUUGUGGAAAUGAUACGGUACCGUGGGAAUCCAUCAUCCAAACAAACCUCUGGAUGUUAGAAGCCCAUGGCGGAGGGUUCCCAGGAUUUAAUCUCCACACGCUACCCUCGAUUUGGACAAAGCUCGCUGGAGUUCGUAACUUAGAGGUCGAAGAAGACGCACGAAAACGGAACCCAGGAGUCGGACAAGAAAUACGAAACAUAGCGCAAACGUCGGAACAGCUUCCCUGCCUUGAGUUAUUGGACUUGAUCCUUGAAAGUAUAAGUUUAAAUGCAACUGAUCCAAGAGACAAGAUCUACUCCUUACUGGGCAUGUGUCAAGAGACCCAGGGUACCAAUCCCACACCAUUGGCGCUCCGCUCGGAUUACACCAAGACUACUAGCGAAACCUUCGUUGACUUCACCCGUUGGUGGAUUUUAAAACAUAAGUCACUUGUCAUUCUGUCUGCUAUCCACGCGCUCACCGGUCGAACUUGGCAAGAACUAGGUUGCAGUGCCUCUUCAAUGUCAAAACAAAGCACCUUGCCAGUGGAUCACCCUUCCUGGGCACUCUGGCAUGAAGGCGAUGGUAGAUGGGCAAAAAGAACGCUUGGGAUGUCCCGCUUGUAUAAAGCAGCCGGCAAUACACUUGUCUCGCUAGAAUCUUCGGAUAUUACGAGUUCACAGUUGAGCCUUACUGGUCUGAGAAUUGGUGUUGUUGCAUCAACCCACCGCUACCCGUUUUACAAGGCAGAAGAAGACGAGCUUUAUGGCGCCUAUAUCAGAUUGUUUGAUCCUGCUGGAUCAUACGGAACUUGGAAUUUUGGCAAUACCAAUGAUCAACUUCGAAAAGAGGAAGAGAAAGUGUUAUACAUGGACCAUUAUUUUUCUCAUUGGGAUACACCGCCAGAUACGCUACCCGACGAAGUUCCGUGGGAUACUAGAGGAAUCAAUUUCGGGAAUCGUUGGUCAUUUCCAUGUCAUGGGACUCCUUUGUUCAGAACUUCAGAUGGCUCUCUUGGACUAUGCCCACCAAAGACGCAGCCAAAUGAUAUCAUAGUCAUUCUGUGCGGAGGACCUGUUCCUUUCAUACUGAGGGCAAGGGAGGAAUGUGGGAGACAACUUGAUAUGACCGUGCAGUAUGAAUUCAUUGGAGAAUGCUAUCUCCAGGACUAUAUGCAUGGCGCUGCGAUCGAACACCAGCAGCGUUGCAACAUCCCCCUACAACAAUUUGUAUUAGUCUGAUUAUAUCUCAUAAUUCAUUUUCUGCCUGACGGGCUAGCACC
This is a messenger RNA of Hyaloscypha bicolor E, 2596 nucleotides long. Its product is annotated as HET-domain-containing protein. NCBI's taxonomy places the organism in Eukaryota, Fungi, Ascomycota, Leotiomycetes, Helotiales, Hyaloscyphaceae. Bases 60 to 2555 code for a protein of 831 amino acids. The record is from RefSeq and is a predicted model, not a curated record. The transcript is spliced from 3 exons.